Messenger RNA from Arvicanthis niloticus (Nile rat), 654 nucleotides. The record is from RefSeq and is a predicted model, not a curated record. Lineage: Eukaryota; Metazoa; Chordata; Mammalia; Rodentia; Muridae.
AUGAGACCGAUCAUUCCAUCACCUCCCACUCCCACCGCAGCACCUCCCACUGCAGUACCUCCCACUGCAGUACCUCCCACUGCAGCACCUCCCACUGCAGCACCUCCCACUGCAGCACCUCCCACCCCAGUACCUCCCACUGCAGCACCUCCCACUGCAGUACCUCCCACUGCAGCACCUCCCACUGCAGCACCUCCCACCCCAGUACCUCCCACUGCAGCACCUCCCACCCCAGUACCUCCCACUGCAGUACCUCCCACUGCAGUACCUCCCACUGCAGCACCUCCCACCCCAGUACCUCCCACUGCAGCACCUCCCACUGCAGUACCUCCCACCGCAGCACCUCCACUGCAGCACCUCCCACCCCAGUACCUCCCACUGCAGCACCUCCCACCCCAGUACCUCCCACUGCAGUACCUCCCACUGCAGCACCUCCCACCCCAGUACCUCCCACUGCAGUACCUCCCACUGCAGCACCUCCCACCCCAGUACCUCCCACUGCAGCACCUCCCACUGCAGUACCUCCCACUGCAGCACCUCCCACCCCAGUACCUCCCACUGCAGCACCUCCCACCCCAGUACCUCCCACUGCAGUACCUCCCACUGCAGCACCUCCCACCCCAGUACCUCCCACUGCAGCACCUCCCACCCUAG